AUGGGAAAAGAGGAUUUAUCGCUUGAAGAACACUUCGCCGAAGUUGAGGAAUUAAAGAAAAGGUUAAAAGUUAUCCUCGAAAAAUAUCCACACUACGAUACAUAUUUUUCGUUGUUACGAUGGCUUGAUUCCUACGAUUAUGAUAUAGAAACAGCUGAGGUAAAAAUGAAGCAAGCAUUCAAUUAUUUUGAGAAAUUUGACAUAUUCGAAAAUACAAAAUUUGAUAGUUAUGAUGAAUUCAAUGAAUUUCUUAUAUCGCAUAUACCAGCCACAAAAUAUUUCCCAGGUGGUGUGAUGGGGACAGACAAACAUGGUAAUAUUCUAUCUAUGCAACCAAUAGGCCGAGUUAAGCCUCGAAUUUUAAUGAAACUAGGAAGAGUUUCAGAUUUCUUUCGAGCAAUUAUGCUUGAAACUGAAAUUUCCAUGGCUCAUCUCAGGAAGGAAGAACUGAAACGUGGCCAUAGGCUCCAUAUUAUAUUAUUAGUGGAUGUCGCUGGUUUUUCCCUCGACACUUUCUAUAUGCCAGCAAUCAAGAUAUAUUUUGAUUCGAUAAAUAUUUUGCAGGAUGUGGUAAAACGGAUCGAUUUUUUGGGAGACAACUGGAAGGAUGUCCUGAGAGAUGAAUUCGGUGAGGAAAAUAUUUUGGAAUAUUGGGGUGGAUCUAAGACUUCAUCCACAUCAACGGGCGCAAUUCGAAUGGGUGGUGAUAUUCCUAUCGACUUUCUUGAAAAAAUUACGAGUUCAUUUGAAAUCAUUCAUGAUGAAAAUUUAACACAUGCAUAUAUAUUUGCUGGCGAUAAGUUAUCGCUGGAAUUCGAAAUCCUCGAUGUCGGAACUAUAUUGUUAUGGUAUUUUACGGUUUCGAAAGGUGACAUCGAUUUUUGGAUUUCCUUUGGCGAUGUCGAAGUGCAACCUGUUUUUCGGAUCUCAACCGAAUUUGUUCCUGAAUUUGGUCAAAUUAUUUGCAAAGAGGCUGGCAUUUACACUGUGAAUUUUAGUAAUAAACGUGGAAGAAUUCGGAAAAAGCAAAUAAAUUAUUCCAUUAAAAGCAAAUUUCAUGAAAAAAGUCAAGCUAAUUUCCAAUCGGCGUCGUAA
Dracunculus medinensis (Guinea worm) is the source of this 1095-nucleotide messenger RNA. Lineage: Eukaryota; Metazoa; Nematoda; Chromadorea; Rhabditida; Dracunculidae. The record is from the annotation of a GenBank genome assembly.